Cercopithifilaria johnstoni is the source of this 552-nucleotide messenger RNA. NCBI's taxonomy places the organism in Eukaryota, Metazoa, Nematoda, Chromadorea, Rhabditida, Onchocercidae. The record is from the annotation of a GenBank genome assembly.
AUGUCUUCGUCUAAUGAACCGGAAAAGAAACGUAGUAGAUCGGAUGACAGCGAUCAAGUUGACGAAGAAGAGAUAAAGGAAUUGCCAAAAGGAUGGGAGAAGCGAAUGAGUCGCUCAAAUAAUCGGUUUUACUACUUCAAUGUGUACACUGGUCGCAGUCAGUGGGAGCGACCCUCAAAACCAGCUGAUCCAGCUCAAGCAAGUUUGAAUGAAGUACACUGUGCACAUUUAUUAGUAAAACAUAAUGGUUCGAGGCGUCCUUCGUCUUGGCGUUCAGAUGUUAUUACACGAUCAAAGGAAGACGCAAGGAAGAUUUUGAUUGGUUACAGAAAACAAAUUGAGGAGGCAUCUGAUAAAAAAUCAAAAUUGAGAGAUUUGGCGAAAGAAUUUAGCGAUUGCUCCUCAGCAAAACGAGGUGGUGACUUGGGGUUUUUCAAACGACGACAAAUGCAAAAGUCUUUUGAAGAUGCCGCCUUUGCUCUUGGAGUCGGACAGUUGAGCGAUAUAGUUGAUACUGAUUCAGGCUUACAUCUUAUUUAUCGAAUUGCAUGA